Suncus etruscus (white-toothed pygmy shrew) is the source of this 2159-nucleotide messenger RNA. RefSeq names its product phosphodiesterase 1B (gene PDE1B). The transcript is spliced from 16 exons. NCBI's taxonomy places the organism in Eukaryota, Metazoa, Chordata, Mammalia, Eulipotyphla, Soricidae. Bases 392 to 2005 code for a protein of 537 amino acids. Gene Ontology annotation, biological process: signal transduction. Gene Ontology annotation, molecular function: 3',5'-cyclic-nucleotide phosphodiesterase activity. The record is from RefSeq and is a predicted model, not a curated record.
CGCGGGGCACACGCAUCGGCUCAGCCCCGCGCCCUGUGCGUGCGCUCGCCCUUGGCGCUCGCAGCGGUGUGUGCCCCUGGCGCGCAGCCGUGCCUUCGGGCGGGAGGGGGCACAGUGGCUGCGCGCAGCUCGAGACCGGCUGGCAGGGAAGGGAGGGGAGCAAAGGGAGGGGACCCCGGUCUCAGGAGGAGGAGGAGGAGGAGAGAGGCGAGGAGGCGGCUCUGGCAGCUCGCGGCAGCGGUGGCGGCGGCGGCGAGCUGGACUGGGAGCCCAGAGCUCGGGCAAGCGGGAGAACAGGAGCCGCAGCAGCAACUGCAGCUCUGCCAGCUUUGGGCCGAGCCUUCCGACACCGGCCUGGCUGGUCCACGCCAGCCGCAGCUAGAGGCUGAGCAUGGAGCUGUCCCCCCGCAGCCCUCCGGAGAUGCUGGUGGAGGAGUCGGAUUGCCCGUCACCCCUGGAGCUCAAGUCGGGCCCCAGCAAGAAGAUGUGGAUUAAGCUUCGGUCUCUGUUGCGCUACAUGGUGAAGCAGUUGGAGAAUGGGGAGGUAAACAUUGAGGAGCUGAAGAAAAACCUGGAGUACACAGCUUCCCUGCUGGAGGCUGUCUACAUAGAUGAAACACGGCAAAUCUUGGACACGGAGGAUGAGCUGCAGGAGCUGCGGUCAGAUGCUGUGCCUUCAGAGGUGCGGGACUGGCUGGCUUCUACCUUCACUCAGCAGGCCCGAGCCAAAGGCCGGCGAGCAGAGGAGAAACCCAAAUUUCGAAGUAUUGUCCAUGCAGUGCAGGCUGGGAUCUUUGUGGAAAGGAUGUUCCGAAGAACAUACACCUCUGUGGGCCCCACUCAUUCUGCUGCAGUCCUCAGCUGUCUCAAGAACCUGGACCGCUGGUGCUUCGAUGUCUUCUCCCUGAACCGGGCUGCUGAGGACCACGCGCUGAGAACCAUUGUGUUUGAGCUGCUGACUCGACACAACCUCAUCAGCCGCUUUAAGAUUCCCACUGUGUUUCUGAUGAGUUUCCUGGAAGCUUUGGAGACAGGCUAUGGGAAGUACAAGAACCCUUACCACAACCAGAUCCAUGCAGCCGAUGUCACCCAGACAGUGCAUUGUGUCUUGCUUCGCACAGGAAUGGUGCACUGCCUGUCAGAGAUUGAGGUCCUGGCUAUCAUCUUUGCUGCAGCCAUCCAUGACUAUGAGCACACGGGCACUACCAACAGCUUCCACAUCCAGACCAAGUCCGAAUGUGCCAUCCUGUACAAUGAUCGCUCUGUGCUGGAGAAUCACCAUAUCAGCUCUGUUUUCCGAAUUAUGCAGGAUGAUGAGAUGAACAUUUUCAUCAACCUCACCAAGGAUGAAUUUGUAGAACUGCGAGCUCUGGUGAUUGAGAUGGUGUUGGCCACUGACAUGUCCUGCCAUUUCCAGCAAGUGAAAACCAUGAAGACAGCCUUGCAGCAGCUGGAAAGGAUUGACAAGUCCAAGGCUCUUUCUCUGCUGCUCCAUGCUGCUGACAUCAGCCACCCUACAAAGCAAUGGUCUGUCCACAGCCGCUGGACCAAGGCCCUCAUGGAGGAGUUCUUUCGUCAGGGUGACAAGGAGGCAGAGCUGGGCCUGCCCUUCUCGCCACUCUGCGAUCGUUCCUCCACCCUGGUGGCACAGUCCCAGAUUGGUUUUAUUGACUUCAUUGUGGAGCCCACAUUUUCUGUGCUCACUGAUGUGGCUGAGAAGAGUGUCCAGCCCCAGGCGGAUGAUGACUCCAAGUCUAAAAGUCAGCCCAGCUUCCAGUGGCGCCAAGCUUCUUUGGAUGUGGAAGUGGGAGAUCCGAACCCUGACAUGGUUAGGUUUCGAUCCACCUGGACCAAAUACAUUCAGGAGAACAAGCAGAAGUGGAAGGAACGGGCAGCAAGUGGCAUCACCAACCAGAUGUCCAUCGACGAGCUGUCCCCAUGUGAGGAAGAGGCGCUGCCCUCUCCUGCUGAAGAGGAGCACAACCAGAAUGGAAAUCUGGACUAACUUGGGGGCCAGCACAGGUCCUCAUCGAGUCCAGAAUGUUCGUUGUCAUCAGCACCAUCCAUUGGGACGGGCUCCCUCAUCUGCUCCAAGGGAGCACACAGCACGUGGAACCAACCACCCUUCAACAGCCAAAUGCCAGAGAUUGGGGUGCACU